CUUUCCUCAACACUUUUUACACUUAUUACUCCAUGCUUCAUUAUUUAAGUAUUUCUGAUUUGUCUUUCCACUAUGCUUCCCGCAGCUACAGUUUUUCAUUUCCCCUGGGAAAUAUACAAUGGAGCAGUGCAGGAAGGAGAGUCAGUGAGAGUAUUUGGCAGACUUGUCUGCUAUCAGCCUGAGGAGUCCAGAGCUACACUGUCAGCUCAGCAUGCUUCAAAAGAGCAUCACGUGUUCGUCCACACCUUGUUUGUGGAGCCUUUCAACCCAAUUAUUGGGGCCCAGUACCUAGUUCUGGGUGAGAUUGAAAAGGCUGAGGGGGUUGGUGUGAUGGUCCGCGCCCGUGUGCUCAACUGCGUUGAUGGUGUGAACGUUGCCCUUCUGCAGAAAGCCAUCAAUGAGCAGAGGAGCUUCUUCAGGGAGAGGGAUGAUGCUGCACAACCUGAACAUGCAACAUGAUCAGGGUCUCCGUUCAUCCGGUUUCGCAGGGUGCUCGUUGAGUAUCAGGACUACGGCUCUGCCUCUGAAGCGAUUUGCCAAGUGAACUUUAAGACCGUUUUGUUAACUGUACAAUACUAUGUUGUUUUCCUCUGACGUUAACAUUUUAUCAGUCCCAGGGUUUCUAAUUUGAUUAUUAAAGCCCCAAAUUAAUGGAUUGACAUCAGGGUUAAAUGUUUAGUCAAUGAAGAAUUAAUAGCCGAUGUUUUGGGUCCAUGACUUCUGUCAUGCGUUAAGGUAAUCUGACCAUUUUAUAUGGUGGGAAUAACCUGUUAUAACAUUCCCGUUGUAAUUUUGUGGUCUGAUGUCUUUCAAAAAAGCAUUGAAAAUGUUGCACUGGAUAUGUCAUGUAUGGGUCGUGUACUAUUGAUAAUACCUAACUAUGGAUAUAUUGCACUCAUUUUAAAAUGGCAAACUUAUAUACAGAAGUAUAAAUACUAAGCACUCCUAUUGAGCACUUUUUUACUGAGUAAAUAUAUCUAUUAGGUUAUUUAUUAGAUACAUUUUAAGUAGGCUUAGUCUGGCCUUAAUCAGGACUUGUACCGAAGCUCAGCUGGCAGAAUUAUUAUUGAAAUAGUUUAAUGAAUCCACUUUAUAACCACAUUCAUAUUCAAAGCAUUGGCCUGUAUCUGAAACACCACCAUGUUUUCAAGGGGUUAAGACAAAAAAAAUAAAGUGCACUAGUGCAUGUUUAAAGCUGUAAAAAAUGUUUGAAUUUAAUAUGAACAGUAUGUACUGCAUGGUCUGAUAAGUGAACUGUACAGGUCCUGGGCUGUACACUAGAGCAACGAUUCCUAACCUUUUGAUUUCUGAACCCUCGUCACAUUAUGGCCUACAGUUUACAUUGUUUUGUGUAAUAAUUGACUAGUCCAUCAACAAGGAACAAUUCUGAUAGUUGAUUAAUUAUUGCUGCUGUUUUUCUUGCAGAAAUGUCAUAUUUUGUGGUUCCAGCUUCUUUUUACUGCUUUUCCUUCUUUUCCAUGAUCGCAUAGUUUUGGACUGAUGGUCAGACAAAACAAGCAAUGUGGUUGAAGAUCAUGACCGUGAUUUCCCCCUCUUUUUCAUGUGAAGGAGGUUAAGUGGCCAAAAGAGGUGAACGUAUCCAGUAUCUCAAAGGAAAUAAAGCAAA
This is a messenger RNA of Cottoperca gobio, 1627 nucleotides long. It is a transcript of the gene ten1, whose product is annotated as TEN1 subunit of CST complex. Gene Ontology annotation, cellular component: CST complex. The record is from RefSeq and is a predicted model, not a curated record. Lineage: Eukaryota; Metazoa; Chordata; Actinopteri; Perciformes; Bovichtidae. The transcript has 3 exons. Bases 73 to 459 code for a protein of 128 amino acids. Gene Ontology annotation, biological process: negative regulation of telomere maintenance via telomerase. Gene Ontology annotation, molecular function: single-stranded DNA binding; telomerase inhibitor activity; telomeric repeat DNA binding.